GUUAGAUCAGGCUUCAGUCAGGAACCAUGAAGGCAGAGGCCGUGAGUCUUCACCACCAUAGGGCAGUAGAACACCAUGCCUAGGAGGAUGUCAGAGACGCUCAUCACACCUGUGUAUUGCACUGGGGUGUCAGCGCAAGUGCAGAAACAACGGGACAAGGAGCUGGGCCUGGGCCGCCACGAACAUGCCAUCAAGUACCUGGGCCAGGAUUAUGAGAAUCUGCGCGCAAGAUGCCUGCAGAGUGGGGUCCUCUUCCAAGAUGAGGCCUUCCCCCCAGUUUCUCACAGCCUGGGCUUCAAGGAACUGGGUCCCCACUCCUCUAAAACCUACGGCAUCAAAUGGAAGCGUCCUACGGAGUUGCUGUCAAACCCCCAGUUCAUCGUGGACGGGGCCACCCGAACAGACAUCUGCCAGGGAGCACUGGGGGACUGUUGGCUCCUGGCCGCCAUUGCCUCCCUCACCCUCAACGAGACUAUUCUGCACAGAGUGGUUCCCUUCGGCCAAAGCUUCCAGAAUGGCUACGCCGGCAUCUUUCAUUUCCAGCUGUGGCAGUUUGGGGAGUGGAUAGAUGUGGUUGUCGAUGACUUGCUGCCCACCAAGGACGGGAAGCUGGUGUUCGUGCACUCUGCCCAGGGCAACGAGUUCUGGAGCGCUCUGCUUGAGAAGGCCUAUGCCAAGGUGAACGGCAGCUACGAAGCCCUUUCGGGAGGCUGCACCUCAGAGGCCUUCGAGGACUUUACCGGUGGGGUCACUGAGUGGUACGAUUUGCCCAAGGCACCCAGCGACCUCUUCCAAAUCAUUCAGAAGGCCCUGGAACGUGGCUCCUUGCUGGGCUGCUCCAUUAAUAUCUCCGAUAUCCGGGAUUUGGAGGCUAUCACCUUUAAGAACCUGGUGAGGGGCCAUGCGUACUCUGUGACGGAUGCCAAGCAGGUGAGUUACCAGGGCCAGCGGGUGAGCCUGAUCCGAAUGCGGAACCCCUGGGGUGAGGUGGAGUGGAAAGGACCCUGGAGUGACAGCUCCUCGGAGUGGAACAGAGUGGACCCCUACGAACGAGAGCAGCUGAGGGUCAAGAUGGAGGAUGGGGAGUUCUGGAUGUCAUUUCGAGACUUCUUACGUGAGUUCACCAGACUGGAGAUCUGCAACCUCACACCAGAUGCCCUUAAGAGCCGGACACUCCGCAACUGGAAUACCACAUUUUACGAGGGCACCUGGCGCCGGGGGAGCACCGCUGGUGGCUGCAGGAACUACCCAGCUACCUUCUGGGUAAACCCCCAGUUCAAGAUCCGCUUGGAGGAAGUGGACGAUGAAGAUGACUAUGAACGUCGCGAGUCAGGCUGCAGCUUCGUGCUGGCCCUCAUGCAGAAGCACCGCCGCCGAGAGCGUCGCUUCGGUCGGGACAUGGAGACCAUUGGUUUCGCGGUGUACGAGGUUCCUCGGGAGAUGGUGGGUCAGCCUGUGCACUUGAAGCGCGAUUUCUUCCUGGCCAAUGCCUCUCGGGCCACUUCGGAGACCUUCAUCAACCUUCGGGAAGUCAGUAACCGCAUCCGCCUGCCGCCGGGGGAGUACAUAGUGGUACCCUCCACCUUCGAGCCCAACAAGGAGGGGGACUUUCUGCUGCGUUUCUUCUCAGAGAAGACUGCAGGGACCCUGGAACUAGAUGACCAGAUCCAGGCCGACCUCCCCGAUGAGAAAGUGCUGUCGGAAGAGGAGAUAGAUGAAAACUUCAAAACCCUGUUCAGUAAGCUGGCAGGGGAGGACAUGGAGAUCAGCGUCAAGGAAUUGCAGACCAUCUUGAACAGGAUCAUUAGCAAACACAAAGACCUGCGCACCGACGGCUUCAGCCUAGAGUCAUGCCGCAGCAUGGUGAACCUCAUGGAUCGUGACGGCAACGGGAAGCUGGGCCUGGUGGAGUUCAACAUCCUGUGGAACCGCAUCCGAAAUUACCUGACCAUCUUCCGGAAGUUUGACCUGGAUAAGUCUGGCAGCAUGAGUGCCUAUGAGAUGAGGAUGGCCAUCGAGGCUGCAGGCUUCAAGCUUAACAAGAAGCUGCACGAACUCAUCAUCACCCGCUACGCAGAGCCCGACCUGUGCAUUGACUUUGACAACUUCGUGUGCUGCCUCGUGCGACUGGAGACCAUGUUUCGGUUUUUCAAAAUUCUGGACACAGACCUGGAUGGCAUCGUGACCUUUGAUCUAUUUAAGUGGUUACAGCUGACUAUGUUUGCAUGAAGUGGGGGCUCAGCUCUCAUGGCCCGAGUUCCUCCUUUCUUCUGCCAUGCCACGCCAUGCCUUUCUGCCACGCCACACCAGACCACACCAGCUGCAAGUGCCUUCCUUGAAGCAGGAAGGCACCUUGUCCUCCUGUCCUUUAGCCUCCCCACUACCUCUGUUCAGCUGCUCUGGGCAGUCACAGGGCCUCCCUGCCCCUGUGGCUAAGGGCUCAGAAUGGGCAGCCCUGGACCCUGCUCAUGGCUAAGACCAGGAAGGCAGCUCCCUGCUUAUUCCUGCCUCUGGGGAAGGAGUGGGUACCCCUGCCCCGCUCCCCACUAGUACCCGGGUGUGUGUCAUCCCUAACCUGUGGAGGCUAUAGCCCCUGCCAUCUCCUAGACCUGCAGACUUUAUAACCACAAGCUAAGCUCACUGUCUGCAUCUGGGUUUUGAAUGCCUUGCCUCACCGCGGAAGCCCCACAGCCAGAAUUACCUGUGCCUUCCUGUGCAGCAGCCAAGAUCCCUCUGCAAACCAACCACACUUCUGCUCCAUGGGCCCACCAGGAACUUCCUGGCCUGGAGGGUGCUCAGCCCCUCCCUUCCCCCCUCUCCUCUCAUUUUUUUUUAUAUUGGCCGAUUUCAAAGGAACGCUGGUUGAGGGACUAGUGUACUGGUUAUGGAGGACCAGGCGCUGGGGGGAUGGG
Acomys russatus (golden spiny mouse) is the source of this 2912-nucleotide messenger RNA. It is a transcript of the gene Capn1, whose product is annotated as calpain 1. The record is from RefSeq and is a predicted model, not a curated record. Gene Ontology annotation, cellular component: cytoplasm. Gene Ontology annotation, molecular function: calcium ion binding; calcium-dependent cysteine-type endopeptidase activity. Gene Ontology annotation, biological process: proteolysis. Lineage: Eukaryota; Metazoa; Chordata; Mammalia; Rodentia; Muridae.